Messenger RNA from Pogona vitticeps (central bearded dragon), 2293 nucleotides. Lineage: Eukaryota; Metazoa; Chordata; Lepidosauria; Squamata; Agamidae. The record is from RefSeq and is a predicted model, not a curated record.
ACGACAGCUGAUCUUCUGACCUUGCAGCACAGAGGCUUCUGCGGUUUAGCACACAGUGCCACCACGUCCCCUGAAUUUGGUGGUGGUUUCCUUUAAUCCCAUUGGAGGCUUCCAUUGAACACGGAUCAAAGAUGGAUGAAGCAAGAAGAGACCCCCAAUCCAUCCAGAGUGGAAAGAGUGUGGAAUUAUUGGAAGGAAAUAGAAAGAAGGUUCUAGACGAGAACAUUGUCAGCUCAGAUGAACAGCGCCAGCGCUUCAGACGACUCUCCUACAAGCAGGCGGAGGGGCCCCGAGAGGUUUGCACCCAACUCCACCAUCUUUGCCGCCAGUGGCUGAAGCCAGAGCAACACACCAAGGCUCAGAUCCUGGACCUGGUGGUCCUGGAGCAAUUCCUGACCGUCCUUCCCCCGGUGAUGUCCAGCUGGGUGAGGGAAUGUGGAGCAGAGACCAGCUCCCAGGCGGUGGCCUUGGCCGAAGGCUUCCUCCUGAGUCAGGCCGAGGAGAAGAGGCAGGAAGAGAAGAAGGAUCGGGUCACCGAGGGGGAGAAUUUCACCCCAGACAAAUGGGCGCUGCCGGAUCCGGACCAGAGAUCCCUCCACAGGGAAGACAUGGAGGAGAAUCGUCAGAAUGCGGCCUCUCUCGAUGGUGAGGAAAGCAUCUUGGCAACCACAAGACCUGUUGAACGUCCAGUUAGCGCGGCACCGCUUCGCGACAAUGAGACAGGGGGGGACUCCUUAACAGCAGAUCAGGAACAUCGUACAAGAAGUGCACCCUACAAAUGCACCGUAUGUGGGAAAUAUUUUGCUGAAAGAAUGGCACUUACGCUUCACGAGAAAGUCCAUGCCGCAAACAUUUGUUUCGAAAAUGAAGCAUCUGGAAAAGGGGAUGAUAGCAAUCGGCAACCUGAGAGCCACCAGGGAAUCGAUGGAGGAGGGGAGAAAUAUCAAUAUCAGCAAAAAGUCCACACAGGAGAAGAACUGUGUACAUGGGAGGAAUGUAAGAAAGGGUUUUUUUAUGUUUCAACUUAUGGCAAGCAUCAUAUAUUCCACACACAAGAGAAACCGUACGAAUGCCCGGAAUGUGGGAAAUGUUUUAAAUACACUUCGAACCUUCUGACACACCAGAGAGCCCACACAGGACAGAAACCAUACAAAUGCCAGGAAUGUGGGAAAUGUUUUAAUCGCAAUUCAACACUUCGGGUACACUACAGAGUGCACACAGGAGAGAAACCGUACACAUGCGAAGAGUGUGGGAAAUGUUUUGCUCAGAAUUCGCAGCUUCUGACACACCAGAGAGUUCACAGUGGAGAGAAGCCAUACAAAUGCCAGGAGUGUGGGAAAUAUUUUUCUUACAGUUCAACCCUUUUGAAACACCAGAGGGUCCACACGGGAGAAAAAGCGUACAAAUGCCAGGAAUGUGGAAAAUGUUUUUCUUACAGUUCCACACUUUUAAAACACCAGAGGGUCCACACGGGAGAGAAACCGUACAAAUGCCAGGAGUGUGGGAAAUGUUUUUCUUAUAGCACAAUCCUUUUGAAACACCAGAGUGUCCACACUGGAGAGAAACCAUAUAAGUGUCAGGAAUGUGGGAGAUGUUUUGCUCAGAGUUCACACCUUCUCGGGCACCAGAAAGUCCACACAGGAGAGAAGCCAUACAAAUGCCAGGAGGAUGGGAAAAGUUUUGCCCAGAAUUUACACCUUCAGGGGCACAAGGGAGAGAUCGGACAAACGCAAGACUGAGAGAAAUGUUUCAUUCCCGAGUCAGACUUCAUGAGGCAUUAGAAUCCACGCAGGAGAGAAACCGCAAAAAUGCCAGGGGUGUGGGAAAUAUUUCACUCAGAAUAUGUAGACAGAGCAAACCUACUCAGGAUGUUGUUAGCAAAGUCAUUGAAGAGUCGGGCCCUAUUCAAGUUUAUUUUUUGAGCUCUUAUCCUACUUUAUGAGAACAUUUAAGUCCCUCCUUUUAGUUUCCCUUUUAGCUUCAAAGUUUAUCUUUUACAUCAUGGAGACCUGUUGAGUUGUAAAGUUUACAUCUCUCCAGGUGCUCUAGAGUCGGCAUUGUUAAUGAAUGCUUAGAGAAAUAGAGAUUGUUGUGCGGCACUUCAUAGCAUAAUGAAAUUUUUCCAUUUUCUUCUUUCUGUAGCCUGGAAUAAUAGUAAAUGAUGGUAAAUAGCUGGCCACAUUAAAGCGUGUCUUUCAACUUAUCCUGGUUAUUCUUGAUACAAAUGCAAUUUAUGCUUUUGUUUGUUUGUUUGAAGUCAGGAAACAUGGGUGCUUGCUUUUAUUCAUAGAGA